Molecule: messenger RNA, 4580 nt
Organism: Episyrphus balteatus (marmalade hoverfly)
Lineage: Eukaryota; Metazoa; Arthropoda; Insecta; Diptera; Syrphidae
Exons: 9
Coding region: 613-4464 (1283 amino acids)
Source: RefSeq, a predicted model, not a curated record
AUAUGUUACACAUACGCCACAGUGACUUUUUUUUUAAAUUAAACUCAAAAAAUCGUCUCUUUUUUAUCUUCAUCUGAUCUAUGAAAUGUCAAGCUAAUUUCUCCUGAGAAUGCAAUAGACUUCAUUUUAGUGCAUGUAAAAAUUAUGGACUAAAUAGUCUCUACUUAAUUAAUUCAUACUAUCGUGUCAUGUUCAAUUAAAUAACUUUUUUAAUAUUUUGCUCCUUUCCGGGUCGAGUAAUGUUUACAUAAACAUGCAAUAAUUUUCAACUGACGCAAAAUGAGGAAAACAUACUUGCCAUAAUAUUCAGAAAAGAAAAAACCUACGAACCAAAAUCACGUUCCAGACCACACCGACAGAUGAGCAACGAGAAUUACAACAAAAACAAAAAAUUCAAUAAAAAUAUAAAAAGAAAUCGAAACUCGAAACACAAAAAAAAAAAUAACCAGAAAGCAAGCAUUGUUCUAUAAUUAAGUCAAUUAAAUUAUUUAGCUGUCAGUUGAUGGUGGCUGCCUCUUGUUUUAUUCAUACGAUUUUAAUUGUCUCAAUGCACCAUCAGCCGACGAAGCAGCAGUAGUACCUACAACAACCACAUACAUACAUAGUUCAGCGAUGCAGAAGUUCCCACUCCGAAAUCAAUGUAAGCCUCCGUCGAACAACAAUAAGGUGGCAUUUGGAUGCAGUACCAAUAGCAGUAGUAACACCCACAUUCAACGACGAAUGCGACGAGAUUGUUGCAGUAGUCCUCACGAAAUGCCACUACCAUCUGGAAUUCAACAAAAACUACAAAGGAUAUGCCAACCAAUAAUACCAUCUGCUCCUUCUCCAACUGCUACUUCAAUUGAAAAACGUCAAUUGUCAAUGGAAAAGCCAUCACGACAACAACGACGACGAGUGAAAGUUUGUAACCGAGUUUUUACCGAAGAGGCUGAAAAUGUUGCCACUUGGGAUGAUGUUCUUUGUAAAAAGUACACCAACAACAACAAGCAGAGCAAAUCCUUGCCGUCGGCUGUAUCCUUUGCUUUGGAGAGGGAGCGGGAGGUGGUGAUGGUGGAUUUAAAUGCUCCGCCAGUAGGAAGGAUGGAACCAGUGCAGCGAAUAACAUCAACAGCAGCAGCAGGAGGAAUAUUAGAAGUGCCUUCCAAUGUAACUGCAUCAUCGUCCAACACCAACAAAAACAACAAGAACAAGAAAAACAACAACAAAAUUGAUAGUACCAAUGGAAACAGGAACAAGGACGACGUCGACGACGAUGAUGAUGACAACAAUCGUCGCAGUCGGCUGGAGAAGCAGCAGCAGCAGCAACAAAAUCAUCAGAGCAAAACACAGGCAGAAGCUGCAGCAGUAAUGCCAGCAGCUGCCUCAGCUUCAGAAUUUAUAACCUUUGAAAGACUAAGACUUGGAGAUCAAAUAAAUUUUCUUCUAUUCGAUCCGUAUCGUACGUUAAAGUUCUUGAUUACGGAGUUGAAAUCAAGAUUGAAGACCGUGGUACCAGACGACAUAAAUGUUCAAAAGAUCCUUGUAGAGAUUCAACAAACUAUCAAAAGGAUACGACUUCCAAAUGCAAGUGAACCACCACAACCACCAGAAUUGCAAUCGGGAGUUGUAGUACCACGAAGGGUGACAAGUACAACAGUAACAACAACAAAUUCAACAGAAGGAACAGCAGAAAUAGUGACAUCAGCAGCGGCUGCAGCUGAAACAGUUAAAAACAUUUCCCCAAAAGAAAGGUGUCAUGUAAUCAAGAAUGAUCCUUUGAUAAAUCAUGCGAGUAAAGUUAAUUCAUCCUGCCAAACAAUAGCAGCAGCAGCAUCACAGCAGUUGCAGUUGGAAAAUAAUGUAAACGCUUGCCAAAUGUGUGAACAUCAUCAAGUCAACCAUCAUCAAGGCAUCACAGUCGUCACAGUAGGAUGUAAUCAGAAUCGAAUAAAUGAGAAUAACUACAGCAAUGCAGAAGUAAAAGCAGAUGAUGUUGAUGAUAACGAUGGGAUGAUGGAGAUAAAUUUAAAUAGGGCAUACCAGGAGCGAUCAAAAGAUCACCGGAAGGACACGGAAGUGCGAGAGAGUUUCAGUUGCAAGUCCCUGCAAGACAUCAUUGAGAAUUUAAAAAUUAAAAACAAUCCAUUCUCGCGUGACACUCAAAGGAUUAUCACUCAGCUGGAGACUGAACUUUUAAACUUUCAGCGGGAAUUGCAAAGGACCUCUUCUUCUUCUUCAACGUCGUCUUCUUUAUCUGUGCCGCAUGAUGGUAGCAGGCCUCUUGGGAAGGGGUCAAAACAAGAAGAAUAUUCAAAAGUGCAAAGCAAACGUCGUCUACUGCUGGAUGAUAAAAAACUAAAAAAUCCAGAACAAGAACAAGACCAAAACGUAAACGAAAAUGAAGAAGGACAAGAACAAACUUUUCCGGACUUGGAUUUUAUCGCUGACAAACUUCAACCAAAACUUUGUAAACAACAUUGCAACAGACUUAGCUCAUCAUCGACCCAUGCAACUACAACUCCAGCCGGAGCACUAAGCACAAUUUCAAAAGAAUCGCAAACAAACUUAAAGAGUCCCACUCAAAUGUUUUGCCAUUUAGAAAAGGAAAAGUUACUGCUCAUGCAAGAAUUUCGAACAUCAGAAAUGCAAAGCAUCCAGGGAGAUCUUAAUGAACUUCAUGUAUUCAUCAAAGAACAAUUGAAUGCUAUUUACCACAGCAUCACACGAGACUUUAGCAAUCCAAAUUCAAUGUACUUUUCUAACGAGCCAAGUCGUCGAAGACGACUACAACAACAACUUGCUGACAAAAACAAACGAAAAAGUCGACAAAAGAUUUUUUCUACCUUGCAACACCAUCAACCGGAAAAAACAAAAACUAAAGGACUAUCGUCGCCGCCACUAUUAUUAUCAUCAUCACCAUCGUUGACAGCACCGACAUCAUCAUCAUCAUCAAACCAACAACGACUACGAAUGUAUGAAGGAGCAAUCCCAUUCAAAUCGUCCAAGUCGAAGCUAACGUCCAUUCUGCCAAGACAUUACAAAAAAUCAUCAUCAUCGCCCAUUCGAACUGAUGACAACGGAAAUGCAAACAACACCAAAUCAAUGAUGAAGCAGAAGUCAUCAUCAAGUUCACUAUCGACAGCAGGAGCAGGAGCGUUAACGGAUGCAAAGAAGCAAGACCGUAACAUUAGUGACGUUGACAAGACGGAUAAAGCAGUUUGUGGUAGUGAGAAAAAAUCAAAGGACUCCUACCAGCAGCUUUAUGGCCAUCAAGAGGAACACCUCCGUGCUCGUUGUAGAUUCGCACCAGAAACGCCCUUUUAUAGUGAUGGUGGCAAAAGAAAUCAUCAUUUCUCAAAUGUCGAUUGUGGGUGUCGAGGUUUUUUCCCACUCAGUACUCACGGUACUCAAAUGGACGACGAUGGAAAAGUUCAGAGAAUAAUGGCUGCGAAGGCUACCACCACCAUCAGGACAUCAACAACUAAGAGCGAUAUUAAUUCAACAAAGGAGACCCCUCGUCAUCAUGGUCCAGCAGUGAUGACCCACCAUCAUCAACGCCAUCAACAACAACCAGCGACAACGACGACAGGAAUAGCUCAAGAACGAAUUCAGUUAAUAUCUUCAUCGUUACCAGCAUCAAAAACAGCAGCAGCAAAACCAUCAUCAUACAUUACGACAAGGACAAUAACAGAUGAUACAUCAGUGAGUCCUGAUACCGUGACGAAUGCAGCUGUCAAAACCAUCAUAAAGGAUGCUUACGCGACUACUGUCACUGCUGUUACCGCUGCUGCUACCGCCAUCGCCAUACCAAGACCAGAAACAGCAGGACACUCAAAUGGCAUUAGGGAGCAACCAUUGCCAUCGCACCAAAUCCGCAAUAGUUGGCAACGUGUUAACCUCAAAAAUCCCACUGGCUGUCAGAUGAAAAAACAAAUUUGCGGUCCUGAUGGAUACGAGCUCACAAUCAACAACAACAAUGACAACCGCAGCAACUAUCCCGAGAUUCACGAUUGCCAAAAAUACCGGGCCAACAGCAGCAUCAAUCCGUCGUUUUGUGGAUUGUGUUGGACUAAAAUGCAUGAAGUUGGCGCUGAUAAUGGUGCAACUGCUUUUGCUUUUGCCGCUACUGCAUCCGACAAAUACGACGACGACGACGAAAAUGUCGACAGUGAAAACGACAACGAUGAUGUGGGUUAUAGAGAUGAUGUUGGUACUGGUUCUGGUGCUGAUGGUGAUGGUCCUAUUAAUUGGAAGGAAGAAAACGAGUCGUCGUCGUCGCUAGCCAUUGAGGAGGGGGAUUUCACAUGUCAUCAUCCCAAAAAGCAGCGACAGCGGCAUCAGCAGCAAUGGCGAUGGCGGCGACGGAAACAACCAACAAAGCUGCUGCAUUGCUGUGUUGCUGCACAAUCAGCGUUUCAAACAGAUUUGGAAGAGUUUAAGGAAUUUCUGGAUGAGAUUGCAUUGUCAACACCUCGAAGAAAAUGAAGCAAACAAAAAAUGUUUUUUGGAUUAUUUUUUAAAAAUCCAUGUUUUAAAUUCAAGUUUGCAUAUUUAUUUAAAUAUUUAUGUAUGUAUGUUAUUUUAUAUUAUUUUAGUUAAUU